AUGACAGCGACAGCGACGCCGACGUCGACGUCGGCUGCGUCGAGAAAGCAACCUGCAAAUAACGCGUUGCUCAGCGAAGCUUUUACGGUUAAGCGGCUUUUAGCGAUCCUUGUAUUAUUCACACUGCUGCACAGAGCUCAGGCCUUGGAGCUGGGCGACAAGUGCCAGCAUGACAUGGACUGCACAGAUUUCAUCAAGGGCAGCAGCUGCUCGGCGCUGGGCUACUGCGAGUGUGCGCCCUACUUUGUCCAAUUGGACACCAAGCGCUGUUUGUCAUCACAACUAUUGGGCGGCGAUUGCCAGCUGAGCGAGCAGUGCUCCAUGAAGGUGGCGAACAGCAGCUGCCUGGACGGUGCCUGCCGCUGCGUCGAGGGAUUCUUGCAAUUCCGCAAGCACACAUGUCUGGGACGUAAGUAUCAGACAACUGUUGACCAAUUGUGGCCCUAA
Molecule: messenger RNA, 447 nt
Organism: Drosophila novamexicana
Lineage: Eukaryota; Metazoa; Arthropoda; Insecta; Diptera; Drosophilidae
Exons: 3
Coding region: 1-447 (148 amino acids)
Source: RefSeq, a predicted model, not a curated record